Molecule: messenger RNA, 3569 nt
Organism: Ctenocephalides felis (cat flea)
Lineage: Eukaryota; Metazoa; Arthropoda; Insecta; Siphonaptera; Pulicidae
Product: metal-response element-binding transcription factor 2-like
Exons: 10
Coding region: 610-3294 (894 amino acids)
Source: RefSeq, a predicted model, not a curated record
CGGGCAGUGAUCAUUUACAAUUCGUUAAAAUUUCAAUAGAAACAUUUUCAAAUUAAUCAUAAUUACACAUUUAUGAAUAAACCUGUCUAUCAAUUUCCAAUUUGCACAAUUACACGGGCAUAUUUUUAUAUCUUUUCGCAUCGUAGGCGGCAUCGAGACACAACUAUCCUUGCAAACGUCGGUCGACCAAAAGUUUGUUAACAAAGUUAUAUUUUAUUGCAAGAUAUUGAUCAGAGGAUAAAUAGAGGAUUUAUUUAGAAUUGUUUACUGUAAAAUGUGGUGCAUUUAAUAAUAGUUUUGUGGUUUGUUCAAGAAUUUGUGGAAGAGAUGGAGAUUUCAUGAUAAUGGCUGCAGAUUUCUUGAUCGUGUCAAAUGUACGUCAAAUGUUUGUGAUGUAUAACAGCAUCAAUUUGUGAUGUUCCAAGACAACAAUGAUCGCUCCCACACCUUGGACUUAAUAAACUCUGAAGGAGAUUCUUGUCCCUGGUUUGGCUCAAACUUUAACAAAAAACUUCAAACUCAUCCUUCGAUCGAGAUGACAACAAGGAAAUAGCCAAACUGCAAGAGUUUCCGAAAGAAAACAUAUUAAGUCCAGUCGACUAUAUCAAAAUGAGCAACAGUACCAUGAAUCAGAGAAAUACUGCACAAACUGGUGGAAUGGUUUUGAAUGCGUGCAGGGACAAGACGAAUUCUUUGGAACGGAGGAGCAGUGAUGGUAGUAAUCCGAAUUAUAUGGAUAACAAUAAUUUGGAUCGGGGAGUUGUGAGCAAUGGACUCGGGAGGGAUCAGGUCAAGGUGCAGGAUGUUAGUGCUGUACCUGAUUCGACGACACAGGUCAACAAGGAAAAAUCAGCCAAGCUGUACAGUAUAGGUCAGGAUGUUCUCGUUGAUAUGGAUGGGUGCUUCUACCUAGGGACUAUAAACAGUGUAGAUGUACUAGGCGACCAAUGUCUUGUCAAAUUCGGCGACAACACAUUACGGUGGUACCCUUCCAAAGAAAUAAAUCACCUGAAAGUAAACAAGGCGGACAGUGGACCCUUGUGUGUCAUUUGUAAAACAUCCGAAGACAAGGAAGGUGAUAAGGUCAUCGUUUGUGACAAAUGUGGCAGGGGGUACCAUCAGAAAUGUCACACACCGAAGGUGCUGAAUCUGAACGGAACCUGGAACUGCCGAAGAUGUGUAGACCAGACGCAUUAUAUAAGAAAAAUGGAAAAUAGAAAUAUGCGGAGGGAAAUUAGAAGGAAUAGCACAAGUACUACAGCUGAAAUUGUCAACUCGGCUAGUGUAAUUCCUGCACCGGUUGUGGAGAAUCAAUUACCAUAUGAUCUGGAGAGUCUAACAUGGGAUGCAUAUCAUCGGAAGAAUGCCCAACAGACUUACUGUUAUUGUGGAGGCAACGGAGAGUGGAACAAUCAGAUGUUGCAGUGCAUCAGGUGUCGACAGUGGUUCCACGAAAGGUGUAUCGGGUGUCUGCAGUAUCCACUUUAUUGUGGUGACAGGUUUUACAUCUUCGUGUGCUCCUCUUGUAAUUUCGGAAACGAAUUUGUGAGACGUCUGGAAACAAAAUGGGUCGACAUAGUCCAUCUACUAUUAUUCAAUUUAACCUCAUACAAUAAUAUAAAAUACUUUGAUUUAGAUAACGUUAUUUUACCUUACGCUCAUGAUAAUUGGCAUGCCCUGCAAUUGACACCACAGAUGAAAGAUAUUCCACUAGCAGAAAUGCGCGAACAGAUUUUGUAUGCUUUAUCGAAUAAUAAGAAUCGAUUCAAAUGCGGAAGAGAGAACAAGAAGAAGGUAACAAUUUGGGGCUUACGAGAAAGGGUGCCUCCACCAGCUCCUUGUAUAAGUCUUAAUUUCUCGGGGGUUGUGACCGAUGCAAAUCUGCGAGAGGCUUUGAAGGGGAAUAAACGGAUGCAGUUUCUUGAUCGUACUCCUGUGAACAAAUCCACCAACAUGACACUCCAAUCAAUCAACUCGAAUACAUUCACCUCGAAUAGCAUAGCAAUGAAACGUCGUGAGAACAUAGUAGUUCCCUUAGACUCCAACAUGAUCUCCAUAAUGAAAGGCAACGCAUAUCGCCAAAAAAUUGCCAAAAACUCGGACUCCGAUUCAAUAUGUUCCCUCGAUGACAAUGAAGACAUGUUCAAAAAAGAGAACGACAGACAAGAAUUGAUGUCAGCAGACACCGAUGUCAGCGAGGACAUCAAAAUUCCUGAAGCUAGGAUAAUUGAAAGUGAUAAAAAGGAUGAGUUGAAAUUGAUAUUAAAGAUAGAGACUUCUGAAUCGAAGUUAACGGGUAGUAGAAGGCGUAAGAAUUUAAGAAAGUCUGUACGAGAAGAUAAAGCAAAAGCUGUGUGUCCACCGACACCACCUACGUCAGUAUCAGCACCUCCUACACCACCAGCAACAGGUUCCAAUUCAAACGACACCAACUAUUAUGUCAAUGAAAACUCCAAAGACUCCAGGUUAGAACCGAUGGACACGGAUAGUGUGGUCCAUCUGAAAUCCAUGUUCGACAGCCUAAAAUCAAUUAGACACGACCGAUGUGAUUCAUCAGAUGAGACUUCGUCCAGAUGCACCUUAGAUUCCAUUAUCCCGCCACCCAAGAAUUUCAGAGGGAAGAACAAUCCGUUCCAUUCGCCGCCUAAAAGUACAAAUCCUGAUCUGUUGAAGGGAAAGAAUAAAUUGAGUGCGAAGAAGAGGAAAAACAGUGUGGUGGCCAACUUGUUUGAUACCAGGCCUGCUGCUAGGACGCUGAAAAGGAAACUGAGUGAGAAGGAUUUAUUGAUUGGGGAAAAUGGAGAGGUGAAGAGGAAAAAGUUUAGGAAGUCGCGGGGGCGAAAUUCACUGCCAGAGAUGUCAAACUCAACAACAGCCUCCAAGACAGCCCUCUUCACGCCGCUUCACUCGACUGAAACAACCCAAAGAUCUCUCCGAAGCAGCCUCAAUGUGCCCCAAACAAGCAGCACUCCCAUCUCGAACUGCGUAGACUACGCCCUGAACGGCCGGAGACUCCGACAGCGCCAAGACAUCACCUACGCCGAAACAGGCCGAAGAAAUUCCACCAACGGACGUCUCUCGACACAAAUCAGUCAGAUCAGUCAGAUAGGACAAUCGGCCCCCGGGGGCAAAGUCUCCGAUGUCUGCAUGACCGAUCUGAAGAGCUCGGUGAAUGUUUACUUCGGUGCCAUGAAUAGGAUUCUGAAUGGUGAAAAGUUUGCAGUGCAGGGCAGGAGGAUCAACUCGGAUGGUAAGGUGCAGUAUUUGAUCGAAUGGGAAGGAGGACCAUCGUAAUGAGAUGGUGGAUCGAGGGAGGAUGUAUAAUGAAGGUACUUUUUUAUUCGUACUAUGUUUGAGUAAAGUGGUUAAUGUGGACACUUUUUGUAUAAAGUUAGGUAAUAGUUGUUUGAAGUUUUUGGCAAGUUUUGUUUGGCAUAAUCGAGUCGAAAAGGUUAUAUUGGAUAAAUUAUUUGGACAUGGACAGAAAAUUAAUUAGGUUGUUUGUUGAGUCACAAAAUGUAUACUUCAGAAAAAAAAAAUACAUCAAACGUUUUUUUCACAUUCUUUGG